GUUGUUCGUCAAAGUGUUGCACAAAACUCUACUCAGAAGGUGCUUUCCUUUACUACGACUACCCUGGAUGACAUUCUAAAGUCAUUUUCUGAUGUCAGUGUUAUCAGAGUAGCUAGUGGCUACUUACUAAUGCUUGCCUAUGCCUGUUUAACAAUGCUGCGGUGGGUUGUGGGGCUGGCAGGAAUCUUCUUGGUUGCUCUCUCAGUGGCUGCAGGAUUGGGUCUGUGCUCAUUGAUUGGAAUUUCCUUUAAUGCUGCCACAACUCAGGUUUUGCCUUUUCUUGCUCUUGGAGUUGGUGUAGAUGAUAUAUUCCUUCUGGUACAUGCAUUUAGUGAAACAGGCAAGAAUAAGAAAAUUCCAUUUGAGGACAGAACAGGUGAAUGUUUGAAGCGAACAGGAGCAAGUGUAGCCCUUACAUCUAUCAGCAAUGUUACUGCUUUCUUUAUGGCUGCCUUAAUCCCUAUUCCUGCUUUACGAGCAUUUUCACUCCAAGCAGCAGUUGUGGUGGUAUUCAACUUUGCUAUGAUUUUGCUGAUUUUUCCUGCUAUACUGAGCAUGGAUCUUUAUCGUCGGGAAGACAGGAGACUGGAUAUAUUCUGCUGUUUUACAAGUCCAUGUGCCACUAGAGUGACUCAGAUUGAGCCUCAAGCAUAUGUGGAAAACAGUGAUAAUACUUGCUACAGUCCUCCACUCCCAUACAGCAGCCACAGUUUUGCAUAUGAAACUCGGAUUACGAUGCAGUCUACAGUGCAGUUGCGCACAGAAUACAAUCCUCAUGCACAGGUGUACUACACCACAGCAGAGCCUUGCUCAGCAAUAUCUGUGCAGCCAGUGACAGUGACACAAGAUAAUCUCAGCUGCCAGAGCCCAGAAAGCACAAGCUCGGCAAGAGAUUUGCUUUCCCAAUUCUCAGACUCCAGUAUGCAUUGCCUUGAGCCACCCUGUGCUAAAUGGACACUCUCAUCUUUUGCAGAAAAGCAUUAUGCUCCAUUCCUCCUAAAACCAAAAGCUAAGAUUGUGGUUAUUUUUCUUUUUCUGGGUUUACUUGGGAUCAGCCUUUAUGGAACUACCCGGGCUAGAGAUGGACUGAAUCUCACAGACAUUGUGCCACGAGAAACCCAGGAAUAUGACUUUAUUGCAGCACAGUUCAAGUAUUUCUCUUUCUACAACAUGUAUGUAGUGACACAGAAAGCAGACUAUCCCAAUGUCCAGCACUUACUUUAUGAACUUCACAAAAGUUUCAGUAAUGUGACAUACAUUUUGUUGGAAGAGGAUAAGCAGCUUCCCAAAAUGUGGUUGCACUACUUUCGAGAUUGGCUGCAAGGACUUCAGCAUGCAUUUGACAGUGACUGGGAAGCUGGGAAAAUUACUUACAACAAUUAUAGAAAUGGAUCCGACAGUGCUGUUCUGGCUUACAAACUCUUGGUGCAAACAGGCAACCGAGCAAAGCCCAUUGACAUCAGCCAGUUGACUAAACAGCGUCUGGUGGAUGCGGAUGGAAUCAUUAACCCAAAUGCUUUCUACAUCUACCUGACAGCCUGGGUUAGCAAUGACCCUGUGGCCUAUGCUGCCUCGCAAGCCAACAUCCGUCCUCAUCGCCCAGAGUGGGUCCACGACAAAGCAGACUAUAUGCCAGAAACAAGGCUGAGAAUUCCAGCAGCUGAGCCCAUAGAAUAUGCUCAGUUUCCUUUCUACCUCAAUGGAUUGCGUGAAACUUCUGACUUUGUGGAAGCUAUCAAGAAAGUGAGAGCUAUCUGUAAUAACUAUGACGGCCUGGGGAUUGCCAACUACCCAAAUGGUUACCCAUUUCUAUUUUGGGAGCAGUAUAUUGGGCUUCGUCACUGGCUCCUCUUAUCCAUUAGUGUGGUUUUGGCUUGCACAUUUCUGGUCUGUGCCCUCUUCCUCCUGAACCCUUGGACAUCUGGAAUCAUUGUAGUGAUGCUGGCUCUGAUGACUGUGGAGCUGUUUGGCAUGAUGGGUCUAAUUGGAAUAAAGCUGAGUGCAGUGCCUGUGGUUAUCCUGGUUGCUUCUGUUGGCAUUGGUGCAGAAUUCACUGUUCAUGUUGCUUUGGCAUUUUUAACUGCCGUAGGAGACAAGAACCGUAGGGCUGUCCUUGCACUGGAACAUAUGUUUGCACCAGUGUUGGAUGGAGCUGUGUCCACUCUGUUUGGAGUGUUAAUGCUCGCAGGAUCAGAGUUUGAUUUUAUUGUCAGGUAUUUUUUUGCUGUUUUGUCAAUCUUAACCAUUUUGGGAGUUCUCAAUGGAUUGGUGCUGCUUCCUGUUCUUCUUUCACUCUUUGGACCGUACCCUGAGGUUUCUCCAGCCAGUGGACGAAACAUAUUACCUACUCAAUCUUCUGAGCCACCCCCCAGCAUCACGAGGUUUGCACUGCCACCCGGGCACACAAAUAAUGGGUCAGAUUUCUCUGAUUCUGAGUACAGCUCUCAAACUGUAGUGUCAGGCAUCAGUGAAGAGCUCCAUCAGUAUGAGGCUACUCAAGGUUCUGGGGCACCAGUCCAUCAAGUAAUAUCGGAAGCCACUGACAAUCCUGUCUUUGCAAGAUCCACUGUGGUUCAGCCGGAGACAAGGUAUCAGUCAAGUCCCAGAUUGCAGUCGAAUCCAGAGUCUGGCACUCAGCAGGCACAGAAUCAGGGCAGGCAACUAAAAUGGGAAACAAGGGAAGGGCUGCGACCACUUCCUUACUGCCCUCGCAGUGAUGCUUUUGAAAUUUUGGCUGAGUGGCAUUCAGGACCUAGCAAUAGGGGUUGCUUGGGCCACAAGGCUCAUUCUCAUAACAUGAGAAGCCCGGUGUUUGGUGCCAUGAGUGCCUCAGGACCAGCCUACUGUCAGCCUAUCACUACUGUGACUGCCUCAGCUUCAGUGACUGUUGCUGUCCACCCUGUCACGCACAACCACAACUCUUGGGGAGGGAGCUUUCUGUCCUACAAAGGAUACUAUGAAGCUGAUCAUGGGUCAUUUGAGAACCCCCACAUGCCUUUUGAAAGAAGAAAUGCUAAACUAGAAUUUAUAUACAAUAUCUAUUAA
Messenger RNA from Charadrius vociferus (killdeer), 3045 nucleotides. RefSeq names its product protein patched homolog 1-like. Gene Ontology annotation, cellular component: plasma membrane. NCBI's taxonomy places the organism in Eukaryota, Metazoa, Chordata, Aves, Charadriiformes, Charadriidae. The record is from RefSeq and is a predicted model, not a curated record. Gene Ontology annotation, biological process: smoothened signaling pathway. Gene Ontology annotation, molecular function: smoothened binding; hedgehog receptor activity; hedgehog family protein binding.